This is a messenger RNA of Passer montanus (Eurasian tree sparrow), 366 nucleotides long. RefSeq names its product josephin-2-like. Gene Ontology annotation, molecular function: cysteine-type deubiquitinase activity. NCBI's taxonomy places the organism in Eukaryota, Metazoa, Chordata, Aves, Passeriformes, Passeridae. The transcript has 4 exons. The coding region runs from base 1 to 366 and encodes 121 amino acids. The record is from RefSeq and is a predicted model, not a curated record. Gene Ontology annotation, biological process: protein deubiquitination.
AUGGCGGCGGGGAGGAGGCGCGAGCUGAUUGGUGGAGGAGCCGCGCGGGGCGCGAUGGGAGAAAGGGCGCUGAGCGGUGAUUGGAGGCGCGGGGUGAGGAGGGGGCGCCGGAGCCUCUGGUGGGACAAGCGGCGCCCCCUGGAGCGGCUGGCGCUGCCUCACGUGCUGGGCUUCCUGCUCAAUGUCCCCUCGCGGGUGACGCUGGGCGCGCUGGCACUGCCCCUGUGCCGCCCGCACUGGCUCUGCGUGCGCCCCUUCGGGGACACCUUCUACAACCUGGACUCCAAACUGCCCGGGCCCGCCCCCAUCGGGGCCGAGCCCCAGCUCAGGCAGUUCCUGCGGGCGGGGCUGGCCCUACCUGAGUGA